AGCCAUCGCCUUCACCACCUUGUCGAACGCUGUGCUGUCAUUGUCGCAGCAAUUAUAACCUCUCUUUGUUUUUCCCUUUACUUGCCUUCGGUGUUACAGCGAGAGAGUGAGAUCUCAGAUCUGCGUCCAAUUUGGUAAAGUCGAAUCCAGUAAAUCCUUUGCAGAAGGAAGGUGGCUUCUCUUUUGGCAAAGUGACUGCAAAUCCAACCAAAAGGCUCCAAAUUGAAGCCAGUAGGAGAGAGAAAGAAAGAUCGAUGGAUGGAUGAUGGAGGAGCUGGGCAAGCACUGAGAAGUGUAAGGAUGAGCUGCCAUGGUUGUUGCCUUGGGAGAUGGGUUGAGUGAGGAUGUGAGGUUAAUCUCCGAACCUUUUCCUCCUCCAUCUUUCAUCUCGCAUCUCUCUCUGCCCAAGACUGUCAUGGAUAUCCAUAGCUUGGGGUCUUGUUUCAAAUUAUAGACUGAGGCCCACGUCUUGAAGCAUUCCAUUUCAUCAUCAUCUCUGCUAAACGCCAUCCCUGUCUUCCUUGUACCUUGCGCUGUUGGGUGCUGCAAUGUGAAGACCGAGAUGAGAUCUCAACCAAGAUCCCAUUUUUAUGCUGCGUUUUGUUGAAGAGGAGGAGGCUGGUGUUUGGUGAUGGAAUUGUGGGUCUUGGAUGGCCAAAGCUUGUGGAAGAAGCAGGAGGAAGAGGAGAGCGGGCAUCUUCGACGCCAGGUGCUAUCAGUUUUGCGGUCGCAGGGGAAGUGGUGCUAGAUUCGUGGCGGGAUCGUGGAAAGCUGGAACAGGACGGGAGGAAGAAGGAGAGGGAUCUGGAUCCGAGGAGAGCUCUUUAUCUUCCGAUUCCGGCGGAAGAAAAAGAAAGCGAAAGAGGAGGAGGAGGAGGAGGAGGAGGAGAGUCUAGGGAGGGCCGAGAAGAGGAGGAGCAGAGCUUCCAGCUUCACCAGUUGCAAACCAGCAACCAAAGCUCUUCCUUUUUCUCAGCUUCUGUUACGGCUUCCUCGUCCAAGUAUGCUCGGCAGCUUCCGGAAAGGAUGGGGGAGGGUCACGGCCUCGGUGGCUACGGACAGCUGCUCUCCUUCGUCCACCACCAGCAGCCGCCGCCGCCGCAGCAGCAGCAGCAGCAGCAGGCAGCAGCGCAAACGAGGUCUAGGUACGGAGGGCGGGGGAAGGGGUCGGCGGCGGUGGGGGAGAUCGUGGAGGUGCAGGGCGGCCACAUUGUGCGGGCCACCGGCCGGAAGGACCGGCACAGCAAGGUGUGCACCGCCAAGGGCCCCCGCGACCGGCGCGUCCGCCUCUCCGCCCACACCGCCAUCCAGUUCUACGACGUGCAGGAUCGGCUCGGGUACGACCGCCCCAGCAAAGCCGUCGACUGGCUCAUCCAGAACGCGAAGGCCGCCAUCGACGAACUCGCCGAGCUGCCGCCAUGGAGUCCCACUGCCACGGUCGCCGCCGCCGCCGCCGCCCGUCCCUCUCGCCUCCCUCCUCCGCCUUCCGAUCGACUCCCAGCCAGCGACCACUCCGUCGACGGGUCCAGCAAGAAGCAGAUUGUGGCAGUCGACACUGUCGGCGCUGCUACUGCUUUUAACUUCGACAGCGGAGGUACCUGCGGCCGCGUCAAUGCCAGCACCAGCUUUCUUCCGCCGUCCAUGGACACCGACUCCAUUGCCGAUACCAUCAAAUCCUUCUUCCCGUUAGCAGCUACACCCGCCGCCACCUCGCCCUCUUCCACCCCUUCCAUCAGAUUCCAGUCCUACUCGCCGGACCUCCCUUCGCGAGCCGACAACCAAGUCAAAGACCUCCGCCUCUCCCUCCAGUCCUUCCAAGAUCCAAUUUUUCACAACCCAGAGCCCGUCCACCAACACCAUGGCCAAUUCCGCCAGAGCCCAGCUCCGCCCAUUCACUUCCCUGCCACCGCCCAACUGGCCUACGACGCUUCCGUCGGCUGGGUCGCCGAACAGAGCCAGCGGAUCGUUCCAUGGAAUGUGGUCGAUCCUGCCGCAGGUGGCGGCGGCGGAGGCUAUGUUCUCAGCUUCCCACCACCGCAGGCGGUGCCGCUGCACUCUAUGCUCGGCCAAAGCCAUGCUUUUUCUCAGAGGGGACCCCUUCAGUCCAGUAACGCCCCGGUUGCCCGCGCCUGGGCCAGCCCUGCCGACAUCACCAUCGCCGAUAACGGGAUGCAAUCUCCGUUCUAUCCGUCGACUUCCUCGAUCGGAUUCGCCUCCAGCGUCGGCUUCUCAGGGUUCCGGAUCCCUGCGCGGUUCCAGGGCGAGGAGGAGCACGACGGCGUCAACGACAAGCCGCCCUCUGCUGCUUCUGCUUCUGCUUCUCGCAACUGACAGAUUCCAAGAAGAAGAAGGAGGAGGAGGAGAAGAAGAAGAGUGAUCAUCACCAAUCUCCUCCUCUGGUAAUUCCUUAUUCCAGUCCACCAUUUCAAGUUUUAACACGUUUGUUUACAGCGUCUGGAUUCAAUGGAGGAAGGAGGAUGGUGAUGGAAUGUGAAAAAGCCAUCUCUUUUGGUUCCAUCAUGUUGCUGCCUCUCUUCUAUCUGUCAUGUUGCUUUACUGCGUGUCACGUUGAACUUUCGAUUCCUGUCUUAGUAGUAGUAGUAGCAGUAGUUAUUGUUCGUGUCAUUGUUGUGCUUGCUGCUUGUUAUUUCUUCAAGGUGUGAUGGGGUUUCUGCUUCCGGCUUCAGCCAUUAGAGAAACACAGAGAGAGAGUGCAACUGAACUCUUAAAUUUGGAUAUUUCAUUUUGCCUCUCUUUCAGUUCCAGCUUUGUUCACUGUGAUUGGAAACAAAUUAAAUGAUCUUUUCUAACUUUCUCGAUCAGA
Messenger RNA from Zingiber officinale, 2824 nucleotides. Its product is annotated as transcription factor PCF5-like. The record is from RefSeq and is a predicted model, not a curated record. Gene Ontology annotation, biological process: regulation of secondary shoot formation. The transcript has a single exon. Bases 1027 to 2331 code for a protein of 434 amino acids. NCBI's taxonomy places the organism in Eukaryota, Viridiplantae, Streptophyta, Magnoliopsida, Zingiberales, Zingiberaceae. Gene Ontology annotation, molecular function: sequence-specific DNA binding; DNA-binding transcription factor activity. Gene Ontology annotation, cellular component: nucleus.